AUGACGAAUCCAGAUGGUGCUCAAGAUAACGGUGCUACCGCAGUACCGGUGAAAACCGAAAAACAGUUAAAAAAAGAAGCAGAAAAAGCGGCCAAGUUGGCAAAAUUACAAGAGAAGUUGAACAAGAAGCAACAGCAAGAGCAGCAUUCAGCUGCGAAGCCUAAAACUGAGAAAAAAGUAAAAGAAAGUAAAGAGGCAGCAAUUUACACUGGAACAACAAAGGAGGGGGAUAAGAAAGAUUUAUCCGGUCCAUUCCCCGAUUCCUAUAGCCCGCAAUAUGUGGAAGCAGCGUGGUAUGGCUGGUGGGAGAAGGAAGGGUUUUUCAAACCUGAGUAUGGGCGUAAGCUAAACAACUCGAAAGGACAAUUUGUGAUGGUAAUUCCACCUCCAAACGUUACUGGCUCGUUGCAUCUUGGGCACGCGUUGACAAAUGCUAUUGAGGAUGCAAUUACUCGUUGGCAUCGGAUGAAGGGCCGUACGACGUUGUGGGUGCCGGGUUGCGAUCACGCCGGCAUAGCAACGCAAGUCGUUGUAGAGAAAAAGCUGUGGAGAGAACACAAGCAAACGCGACAUGAUUUGGGCCGAGAAAAAUUUAUCGACAAGAUAUGGCAAUGGCGCAAUGAGAAGGGCGAUCGCAUCUAUCAUCAGCUGAAAAAGCUGGGUUCUUCGUUCGAUUGGGAUCGUGCGUGCUUUACAAUGGACCCGAAACUGUGCAAAGCCGUCACGGAGGCGUUUGUGAGAAUGCAUGAGAUGGGUAUGAUUUAUCGUAGCAGUCGUUUGGUGAACUGGUCCUGCACGUUACGCUCUGCCAUAUCCGACAUCGAAGUGGACAAGGUAGAAGUGAGCGGACGCACGCAGCUAUCAAUUCCUGGCUAUACAGAGAAGGUCGAAUUUGGUGUGCUUGUGUCCUUUGCCUACAAAGUCAUCGAGAGCGAUAGUGAUGAGAUUGUGGUAGCAACUACACGUGUUGAAACAAUGCUCGGUGAUACAGCCGUUGCGGUGCAUCCAAAAGAUGCACGAUACCAACAUCUGCACGGAAAAUUCGUCCAACAUCCAUUCUGCGAUCGUAAGCUUCCCAUCGUGUGUGACGAGUUUGUGGAAAUGGCAUUUGGAACGGGUGCAGUUAAAAUAACGCCAGCGCACGAUCCAAACGAUUACGACGUUGGCAAACGGCACAAUCUUCCGUUUAUUACAAUUUUCUCUGACGAUGGAAUCAUUGUGGGCGAUUAUGGAACCUUCACCGGCAUGAAACGGUUUGAUGCGCGUAAGGCUAUUCUGACUGCGUUACAAGAACAGGGUCUGUAUCGAGACACGAAGGACAAUCCAAUGGUGGUGCCUGUUUGUUCGCGAUCGAAAGACAUCGUAGAGCCUUUAAUCAAACCACAGUGGUACGUCAAAUGCAGUGAAAUGGCCGCUAAAGCGACUGAUGUUGUGCGCACAGGAGAGCUAACGAUCACGCCGGACGUGCACAAAAAAAUCUGGUACCACUGGAUGGAUGAAAUACGAGAUUGGUGUGUAUCGCGUCAACUUUGGUGGGGGCACCGAAUCCCGGCAUAUCAGGUAGUUUUCAAGGAUCCUACCAAGACACCGAAAAACUUAAGCGACGAUAAUCUGUGGUUUGUUGGUCGCACUGAGGCGGAAGCACUUACCAAAGCGGUGGCCAAACUGCGCGUGGACAAGUCGCUCAUUAGUAUGAAGCAAGAUGACGACGUGCUUGAUACGUGGUUUAGUUCUGGAUUAUUCCCUUUUUCCGUGUUCGGCUGGCCUGACAAUACGGACGAUCUGAAGUUGUUCUAUCCUACCACACUGCUGGAGACAGGACAUGAUAUUCUCUUCUUUUGGGUUGCCCGUAUGGUGUUCUUCGGCCAGACGCUGCUAGGAAAACUGCCCUUCAAGGAGGUGUUCUUGCACCCGAUGGUCCGCGAUGCGCACGGUCGUAAGAUGUCCAAAUCGUUGGGUAACGUAAUUGAUCCCAUGGACGUUAUAACGGGCAUAUCUCUGGAAGGAUUGCAUUCACAGCUUUACGAUUCCAAUCUGGAUCCGAGAGAAAUAGAGAAGGCUAAAGCGGGGCAAAAACAAGAUUACCCGAACGGCAUUCCCGAAUGUGGUACUGACGCUCUGCGAUUUGCGCUCUGCGCGUAUAUGACACAAGCAAGAGAUAUCAAUCUGGAUAUUCAACGCGUCCAAGGUUAUCGUUUCUUCUGCAAUAAGCUGUGGAACGCCACGAAGUUUGCUUUGAUGUAUUUCCCAGGCACUGAGAAGUACGAUAUCAUUACAUCACUGGAUGGUUCGGAGAGCAAUAUCGAUAGAUGGAUUCUUUCACGGCUUGCCGGGUGCAUUGACGUUUCGAACCGCGGUUUCGAAAAAUAUGAAUUUGCGCAGGCGACCAAUGCAUGCUACAAUUUCUGGCUCUACGAUCUGUGCGACGUGUAUCUGGAGUGCUUGAAAUCGGUCUUUCAAACGAAUGAUGAACCUGCUAAAGCAGCUGCACGUCGAACGCUGUAUACGUGCCUCAAUUUUGGUCUGAAAUUACUAUCACCCUUCAUGCCGUUUAUCACCGAGGAGCUGUAUCAACGACUGCCAAGGGCAGACGAUGCCACUGUGGCGAGUAUUUGUGUUGCAUCUUAUCCUGAGCAGAGUACCAGUCCCUGGAAGGAUGAAUCAAUCGAAAAGGGAUUCGAAUUUGUCCAAAAAACAGCUCGCGACAUUCGUUCGGCCCGUAGCGACUACAAUAUUCCGAACAAGACCAAAACCGAUGCAUAUUUCAUUUGCAGUGACGAAGGUGUGCGCAGUGCUCUGGAACGGUUCAGUCUCGAGCUGGAAACAAUGGCAUUUUCCCAGGUCCACUUUGGAACAGUGCCACCUGCAGGUUGUGCGAUUCUGACCAUAUCCGGACAGUGUGUGGUGCACCUCAUGCUGAAAGGUUUGAUCGAGGUGGACAAAGAAAUUGAGAAAAUGACGAAAAAGCAAGAAACACUGUUACAAACGAUUGCAAAGCUGCAACAAGCAAUGGCUGUCCCGAACUACGCCAGCAAAGUGCCCGAAGAUGUUCGAAAAGCAAACGUGGAAAAGUUGGACCAAUCGAAGGUGGAAAUCGAACGAUUGUCUUCCGCUAUCGAUACGCUGAAGUUGAUGUAA
This is a messenger RNA of Anopheles marshallii, 3138 nucleotides long. RefSeq names its product valine--tRNA ligase (gene ValRS). Gene Ontology annotation, cellular component: cytosol; cytoplasm. The record is from RefSeq and is a predicted model, not a curated record. The transcript is spliced from 4 exons. NCBI's taxonomy places the organism in Eukaryota, Metazoa, Arthropoda, Insecta, Diptera, Culicidae. Gene Ontology annotation, biological process: valyl-tRNA aminoacylation. Gene Ontology annotation, molecular function: valine-tRNA ligase activity; ATP binding; aminoacyl-tRNA deacylase activity. The coding region runs from base 1 to 3138 and encodes 1045 amino acids.